This is a messenger RNA of Trichomonas vaginalis G3, 2625 nucleotides long. Its product is annotated as pyruvate, phosphate dikinase family. Bases 1 to 2625 code for a protein of 874 amino acids. The transcript has a single exon. Gene Ontology annotation, biological process: phosphorylation; pyruvate metabolic process. Gene Ontology annotation, molecular function: pyruvate, phosphate dikinase activity; ATP binding. The record is from RefSeq and is a predicted model, not a curated record. Lineage: Eukaryota; Parabasalia; Trichomonadida; Trichomonadidae.
AUGAAGACAGUCUAUUCAUUCAGCGAAUAUCCGGAUUUAGAGAAGCAAGUUAAUGGUGCUGAUAGUGCUAUGACUAUCCUCGGUCGUAAGAGUACAGUUUUGGCUCAAUUAGCUACACAAGAUAUUCGAGUUCCACAAAGUUUCACAAUUACUACAGAAUUUAUCGAUAAGUUCAACAAACUCAAACUAACUGCAAUUCCAAGUCUAACAUGGAAAUUAAUCGUUGAUAAUAUCAAAAUUAUAGAAGAAAAAACAGGCAGAAAGUUAGGUGACAUCAACACACCACUCCUCUUAUCAGUUAGAGGUGAUGCAACAUCUGACCUUUCAGGAAUGCUCAACACAGUCUUAAAUAUCGGUAUUAACGAUUUAACAGUCCGUGCAAUUGCAAAUGAGACAAAGAAUAGAACAUUCGCAUAUGAUACAUAUGCAAGAUUCAUUAAAUCAUACGGAAUCGUUGUCAACGGAAUUGAACGUGCAAGAUUCGAUAACGUUACAAAAGAAUAUAUGGCAUCACGCGGACUUAAGGCAACUAACGAUUUUUCAGAUAUAGAUUGGAUCGAAAUUACAAAAAUAUUCAAAUCAAUUUAUCUUAAGCGAAAAGGCAUUCCAUUCCCACAGGAUCCACUGGAACAGCUUAAAGGAGCUUUAGUUUGCGUUAUACAAUCAUUUACAUCAGAUAAAAUAAAGAAAUACGCUACUUAUUUCAAUAUGAUUAAUAAUCUCGGAUUUUCAGUCCUUGUUCAAGAAAUGAUCUUCGGAACAUCCCAGUGUGACUGCCUCUCAGCUAAAAUCUCUACAAGAAACCCAGCAACUGGAGAAUCACAAUUAGCAGGAAAUCUUGCAAAUAACGCACUCUGCUGCGACAUUGAAGAAGAGUUUGCCAGUUACAAAGAUGCCCAUACAGCAACUGGCCCAGUACAUCGCGAUAUUACAGAUUUUUCAAAGAAGAUCGAAACAUUCUUCAAAGGACCACAAGAAAUCGACUUUGUUUUCGAUCCAAACAACUCCUAUGUCCUCAACGUUAAGCCACUUUACUUCUCUGGUGCUGCUCGCUUUGCUGCAGUUAGAGAUAUGGCUAAUGAAGGAAUGUUGAGCAAAGAAGACACUGUUAUGUGUCUUACUCCAGAUGAUUUGAACGCUCUUUCAGGUUCAGUCAUUGAAAAAGAGCCAAAAACAGUUCUUGCAUCAGGAAUUCCAGCAGGAGCCGGUGUUGUUGGCGGAAAAGCUGUUUUUGAUAGCGCUGAUAUCGCAAAGGCCAAGGAUGGAAACUUAAUUCUUAUCAGAGAGCAUAUUUCUCCACUUGAUUUCGACGAUGUUGUCAAAUCAGCGGCCGUUGUUACAUGUGAUGAUGCCACAACAUCAUAUGCAGCCAGACUUCUCCGUAUGCUCAGAAAGCCAGGCAUUCUUGGAGCCAAUUUUACGAUCGACCAACAGACCAAGACAGCCAAAUUCGGCGAAACAGAGGUCAAAGCAGCAGCUUCAGUCACUGUCUCCCACAAUGGCAAGCUCUUCAACAAGAUCCAGAAGAGUUCAGAGCCAAAAGGAGGAAGUGAAGCGGCCAAAGCCAUUCUUGAGUGGGCAGAUGAGAUCAGAAGUGGCAAAGUAUCUGUUGUUGCACCAGUUUCAUCUCUUAUUGAUGUCGAAAAUGCCAAGUUGAGCGGAUCUGACGGUCUCGCCUUCUUCCCAAUGGAUUCAUUGAUCACUGGCAAGCGUAUUGAUGCAAUGAAGAUGUUUGUUGAGAAGGGACAAGACAAAGGAUUAGCACAGUUAAAGUCAGAGCUCAUUUCAGAUAUCAAACAAAUUAUUUCUCAACCAAACAUCUCAAUUAUGCUUCUUGAUGAUCCACUUUCCAAAUACCUUUCAGAUCCUGUAAAGCUUACAGAAGAAAUCUCCGUUCUCAGGGCACAAAAAGAAUUCAAGGAGCAAAACGAGGAAGAAUUCAAGAAAGAGAAAGAACUUAACGCUAAAAUCGCUACACUCGAAGCCGUCAAGCGCCUCAAAGAGUCUAACCCUAUGAUGGGCACUCGCGGUGUCAAAAUGGCCAUAGUGAACGAUAAAGUAUUCAAUCUUGAAAUUUCUGCAAUUUCAGAAGCAGCGAAAGAAGCCGGAGUUUCAUCGAUCAGCAUCUUAUUACCAGAUGUCACAGAUGGCUGCGAAGUUGCAGAGAUCAAGAAGAUGUCAGCAUCUCUUUUAGAAGGACUCGAAGUCAAAUGGGGAUCAUCUGUAGAGAGUGCUCGUGCAUGUUUGAUGAUGGAAACAAUUGCAAAGGAAUCAGAUUUCAUUGCAAUUUCAACAACAGGUUUGCAACAGACUGUUUACGGUAUGUGCAAAGCUGAUGCUGAGAAAUUGUUUGUCACUGAUUACAUGACAAGAGGAAUUCUCAGAGAAAGCCCAUUCAAGUCUGUCGAUGAAGAUGCAGUUGGAGAAUUGAUGAAAGAAGCUGCUAAAGACGCUAAAGAAGUUAAUCCGAAUAUUAACAUCAUCAUUUAUGGCGAACAAUGCAGCAUCGCGAAAUCAAUCAAAUACUGCACUUCUAUCGGUAUUGACAGCAUUGCUUGCCCAGCAAGUAUGGUUCCAGUUGCUAAAUUAUGCUGCGCACAAUCUGUUAUUGCUAACAGAAAGUAA